AUGGCUGCAGUUAAUCAUUUUUAUGUUUUGAAUAUUGGGAUGAAUAUUAACCCUAAUUUCAAUGUCAUUUACUUGUUCAACAACCUGCAGUUGAGGAACACACUCUAUGAUCACGACAUUCUUGCAUUUAUCAUUCCAACACUCCUGUCGUUGGUCCAGAUCAUAUAUCCAGCUUAUCAAGAUCUCUUCCGAACACACCCUAUGGCCAUGAGCGUUGUGCGGUCUAGCUUGCUUGCUUAUUGCUUGGCCUUCAGCUUGUGGGUGCUAAGUAUAAGACAUUAUGCUCGUGGACAAAAUCUUGCAUAUGCUCAUUUCUGGUGCCCUAUGGCCAUGAGGCUGUUUGGUUCAGUCUCGGUUACUUCACUUCUCUACAUUUUAUUUCCCCAUGACCCCUCCUGGCAGCCUCUCAUUUACAUUUUGUGGGUAGCUCAGUUGCUGCUGCUGCUGGCCUUGCUCCGGAAACUGGUGACCACCACAUGCCCACUUUUGCUGCGACCAGAGAGGAUAGUCAAUAUUGGGCCCCAAUAUAUCAUUCGAGUGAAUGAAUGA
Prunus armeniaca (apricot) is the source of this 549-nucleotide messenger RNA. NCBI's taxonomy places the organism in Eukaryota, Viridiplantae, Streptophyta, Magnoliopsida, Rosales, Rosaceae. The record is from the annotation of a GenBank genome assembly.